AUGGCAGCCACGGUAAAGCUAACGAAUGCCGUCUGCGAGACGAAAAACAAAACUUGGAUCACCUUCGAUCGUUGCCGACUGCGUGCGAUAAAUCGCAAUAAAACAGUUUUGAAUGUGGACGUGAACUUUCUACAUCCGGUGCACACGGCAGACCUCAACUUUCGGAUGCAGAAAAAGGCGAAUGGCUAUAAGCCCUGGUUGGGCGAAUAUACGGUCGAUUUCUGCGCGUUUAUGCGCAAAUCCAAUCAUCCGGUUAUCAAAAUCCUUAUUGGCAUAUUUAAGGACUUUUCAACACUCAACCACACGUGUCCCUAUGUGGGCAAGCAGAUUCUUAAGGAUUUUUACUGGGACCCCAGAGACUUAACGGUGCCUUUGCCAAGUGGUGAAUACGCCGUGCUGCUUACUUGGAUUUUCGAUAAGAGGCCGCAGUUUGUAACGAAGGUUUACUUUACUUUCCAUCAGGAUAUAUUUAAGGACUAG
Molecule: messenger RNA, 480 nt
Organism: Drosophila novamexicana
Lineage: Eukaryota; Metazoa; Arthropoda; Insecta; Diptera; Drosophilidae
Exons: 2
Coding region: 1-480 (159 amino acids)
Source: RefSeq, a predicted model, not a curated record